AUGGCUCCUACGUUGUUAUGGAUCGGCCUUGGAAAUAUGGGGAGGGGCAUGAGCAAGAAUAUCGUCGAGAAGGGUAAUAUGGAUGGGCCCCUCCUUCUGUACAACCGAUCGACCAAGAGGACAACAGACUUCAGUGCUACCCUCCCUGCCGGCAAGACCGAAGUCAUCGAGUCACUUGCCGAUGGUGUCGCAAGAGCAGACAUCAUCUUCUCUUGUAUUGCAAACGAUGAGGCUGUGCAAGAGACUUAUAAGACAAUGCUUGAGAGUGAUGUCAAGGGCAAGCUCUUCAUUGAGAGUUCAACCAUCCACCCGGAGACAACCGAAGCCAUUGCGAAAAUUGUUACGGACAAGGGAGCUGAGUUCGUUGCUGCACCUGUGUUUGGUGCUCCUCAGAUGGCCGACGCUGGUCAGCUUGUUGGAGUGCUCGCUGGACCUGCCGCCAGCGUCACAAAGGCAAAGGCAUGGUUCAAGGGCGUCACCUCCAAGGCCGAUAUUGACCUUUCGGACCAGCCAUACAGCAAGGCUUUGACUCUCAAGGUCCUCGGAAACACCUUUAUCUUGAACAUGGCGGAGCAGCUCGCCGAGGCUCAUGUUGCGGCAGAAAAGACAGGGCUGGGUACUGAGGCUAUCCAUCAAUUCGUUCAGUCGGUUUUCGGAGGACCUUAUGCCGCUUAUAGCGAACGCAUGCUAACAGGCGAUUACUACAAGCGAGAGGAGCCCCUCUUUGCCGUAGAGCUGGCAAGAAAGGAUGCGCGUCAUGCAAUGAAUCUGGCUAAAUCUGCUGGCGUUCAAUUGCGGAAUGUUGAAGCUGCGGACGCGCAUUUGGCGAUGGCCUAUGACCAUAUUGGUUCAUCUGCCGACAUGGCUGGUAUAUAUGGAGCUGUUCGUAAAGAGUCCGGUCUCAAGAUGCCCAUCAUUGAUAACUUUCACUUUACUGGUCUAGGAUACGCCGUUUUCAUCGGCCUCGCUGUCGUCGGCGCCCUGUGCGUUGCCUCGUGGUUCCUUGCUCCCAAGGGUGAAAACCAAGUGUCAGUAAACCCUUCCCCGCCGAUGCGAUUCCUCCCUGGCCGGUCGCGAUGUAGCAUAGCUGACAUGUACCCUCACAGACUCUGGCGAUCCUCUACUAUCCUAGCCAUCGUUUGCUGCUAUCUCAUGUGGGCUAUCACGUUCCUCGCCCAACUCCAUCCCCUUAUUGCGCCCAGAAAAAGCGGCAUCCGCGAAGAGUACCUCGAUUAG
This is a messenger RNA of Fusarium coffeatum, 1236 nucleotides long. RefSeq lists its product as uncharacterized. NCBI's taxonomy places the organism in Eukaryota, Fungi, Ascomycota, Sordariomycetes, Hypocreales, Nectriaceae. Gene Ontology annotation, molecular function: NAD binding; oxidoreductase activity, acting on the CH-OH group of donors, NAD or NADP as acceptor; NADP binding. The record is from RefSeq and is a predicted model, not a curated record. Gene Ontology annotation, biological process: proton transmembrane transport. The transcript is spliced from 4 exons. Gene Ontology annotation, cellular component: proton-transporting V-type ATPase, V0 domain. The coding region runs from base 1 to 1236 and encodes 411 amino acids.